Messenger RNA from Lotus japonicus, 2121 nucleotides. Its product is annotated as SWI/SNF complex component SNF12 homolog. The record is from RefSeq and is a predicted model, not a curated record. Gene Ontology annotation, biological process: regulation of transcription by RNA polymerase II. Bases 198 to 1814 code for a protein of 538 amino acids. Lineage: Eukaryota; Viridiplantae; Streptophyta; Magnoliopsida; Fabales; Fabaceae. Gene Ontology annotation, cellular component: nucleus; SWI/SNF complex. The transcript is spliced from 3 exons.
GAAAAAAAAGAAAUUGAUAAGCAAAGCAAAGGGCAGAGAGGUUUAAAGAAUAGAAGAUGAAGAAAGUGUAAGAGAAAGGGUAUAGCAACAGCACAACGGAAGUGAUGAAGUGAAGUCAUUGAAUCGAAUCGAAUCGAAUCGAACCCUAACUGUUCUCUAAGAAGCAAUUUUGGGUCAUACCCACGAUUCUCUGAACAAUGAACAACAACAAUCCAGCCAAGAAUCCAGUGACGCCGUCGUUUCAGCUUCUCACCCAGUCUCAGCCUCAAAUCCAAGGUGCUGUUCAGUUCCCUGGCCACUUUCAGCUUUCACAACCCCAAACCCAUUUGAUUGCACAACAAGCACAAUAUGCACAACCUCGUCUUCACCCUCAAAUGCCGCCGCAGCAACAGCUGCAGUAUCAGCAACAGCAGCAGCAGCAGCAACAGAAGCAACAACAGCAUCAGUUACAGCAGCAGCAGAAGCCUGUUGGUCUAUUGCAUAACAGUGGCAACACCCAUGUGGGCACUGCUGCUCCUGGAACUGCGAGUGCGAAGCGCGCGAAUCAGAAGCCGCCUUCUCGCGGGCCUCAAGGUUCACCCAGUGCUAACCAAUCGUCGGCAUUUAAGACCAUGGAGUUGACUCCGGCUCCUCUGAGGAGGAAGAGAAGCUACCCGGAGAAGCAAAUUCCGGAAAGGGUGGCUAAGCUUGUGCCUGAGUGUGCUGUUUAUACGAGGUUGCGUGAGCUCGAGGCGCAGAUAGAUGCUGCUUUGUUUAGGAAAAAGAUUGAUGUGCAGGAGGCUGUUAGAAACCCUACCUGUGUUCAGAAAACUAUGCGUGUUUAUGUGUAUAAUACCUUUUCAAAUCAGAAUAAAAUGGAUUCCGGGAAGAAUGAUGCAGAGGAGCCUUCUUGGUCCCUCAAGAUAACGGGAAGGUUAUUGGAAGAUGGUAAGGAUCCUGUGGUGGCAGGAGUUUCACAGAGGGAAAGUCCUCCGUGCCCUAAGUUUUCGGCUUUCUUCAAGAAAAUUACCAUAUACUUGGAUCAGGGCUUUUACCCAGAUAAUCAUGUCAUUGUUUGGGAAAGUGGCCGUUCGCCUAAUCAACGAGAUGGUUUUGAGGUGAAGAGGAAAGGAGAUAAAGAGUUCACUGCAGUGAUCAGACUAAUGAUGAAUUAUUCACCUGAGAAGUUCAUGGUUUCGACACAACUGUCUAAAGUUUUGGGGAUUGAGUUUGAUACCCGCCCCAGGAUAAUAGCUGCACUUUGGCAUUAUGUGAAGUCCAAGAAGCUACAGAGCCCAAAUGACCCUUCAUUCUUCAUGUGUGAUGCUCCUCUUCAAAGGGUGUUCGGGGAAGAGAAAAUGAAAUUCUCCAUGGCUUCACAAAAGAUAUCACAACAUUUGUCUCUACCACAGCCUAUACACCUGGAGCAUAAACUCAAGUUUUCUGGAACUUGUCCCGUCGGAACUGCAUGUUACGAUAUACAGGUUGAUGUACCUCUUCCACUAGAGAAAGAUAUGUCUGCAUUCUUGACAAGCAUUGAGAGUCACAAAGAGAUUGAUAAUUUUGAUGAAGUGAUUUGUUCUUCCAUAAAGAAGAUCCAAGGGCAUCUUAGGAGGCGGGCAUUCUUUCUUGGCUUUAGUCAGUCACCUGCAGAGUUUAUAAAUUCUUUGAUCACCUCUCAGAGCAAGGAUCUAAAGGUUGUUGCUGGUGAUGCCAGCCAUAGUGCUGAUAAUGAACGACGUUCUGAAUUCUACAACCAAUCUUGGGUUGAGGAUGCUAUCAUUCGCUACCUGAGCCGGAAAACUGCUCGGAGUGAUGCUCCUGGAAACAUCUGAGGAAAAAGUGUACAAUAGAUUGUUUUUGUUUCUUUCUUAGGAUGGGGGAGGUGGUUAAUUUUUUUGGCAUCACUCGAAUGUCUUACUCCAACUUUGCUAAUUUUUUGUUCCACCCUUCAAUUUUUCGUAGUGAAGUACACGAGUAUAUGGGCUCGAGAAUUCUGAUAGGGCUCAUUUUUGAAGUUCCUAAAUCAUGUUGUAUCUGCUAAUUCUCAUCGCCCAUUGCCAUAUUCACUAUGGUAGCUUGAGCCUAGAACAAUGAGCUAGCUAACAUCAUGCGUAGCAUCAAUUACGCUAUUUCUUGGUA